ACAAGCUGCUCCUGAGAGGAGCCACAGGAGGACGCAGGCGGAGGUGCCCGCCCCUCUCUGAGACGUAAAGAGUUAACGGAGCGGCGGUGGGUUUGCCCAUUCUCCGCUGUGAGUGACGCGAUCAUCUCUAUUAUCCCUCAACUUUGCCUGUUGCCAGACCAGGCAGCCGAGGUGGACGCAGCUCCGCGCGCCGCCGUCUCUGCGCCAUCGGGCUGAUCUGCGCUUUUUCUUUGUGACUGUUGCGCGCAGGCGGCUUUUCCCCAGCGAUGAUUUCUAGUUUUCUCGUCCGUCGGACCCCCCGAUGUUGUGCAGUCUACUCCACGAAGGCGUAAAUCUCUCUUGACUGGAGGUGGAUCUUCCUGGAUACGGAGGAGGGGGAGGCGAGCUGUAUGAAACACUGACUAAAGCCGCCGACAGAAGGAGUCUUUGACGGAAACCUCGCUCCUAAAAUGCCUCGGAGGAAACAAGAAGCGCCGAAGCGCGCGGCAGUGGAAGGAGAGAGGAAAAGGGGAGGCAUAAGUUCCGUGUGGCUGGGGUAGUAUAUAAAUACAGGCUCGCCUAGAGGAAAAUAACACCUCAACGGUUGAUGAGGUGAAAUGGGAUGACUGUAAUUUCUCAGCUCAGCUUUAAAGGCUCCCACACAGAUGGCUCAUUUAUCCCUGGGAGUCCUCGGGCACACAUUCUUACUCUCCUGAGGAGCUGACGGAGCACAACGCGGAGGAAGCGGGAGGAGGAGUGCUGCCCUCAGUCCCUCGGGAUGACCUUCCCAUGAAAGAGGAGGAUUUGGAGCAAACCAUUCAGACUGCCAAGGAGAAGCUCUGCCAGCAGGAAUCCGCCGAGGCCACAGAGCUCUCCGGACACGAGGUGGACAGCGAGUCGCAUGCGAGCGAGGCGAGUGAGCGCCUCUCGGACUCGGAGAGCCCCUCCGGGAAAGUUGAGGCCAACUUAGUGGCAUCCUCUCUGAACGCUGACUCCCAAACCUCCUCUGUAGGCACAGACACCUUAGAGCAAAUGAAGGCUAUCUACUCCAGCUUCCUCACCAGUCCGUUGUGGUCGCCGCUGAACUUGAACGCCACGCCCCCACAGGUGCAGUCUUCAUCUUCUGCAGAGAAGCCGGCGCGCAGCAGCAGCACCAGCAGCAGUAGCAGCUGCAGCAGCGGUAGCUACGACUGGCACCAGUCUGCCGUGGCAAAGACGUUACAGCAGCAGCAUCCUCAGAGCCGUCAGCCGGCUCCGUCCGAGCCCAGCCUCUUCAGUACGGUCCAGCUCCACAGGCAGAACCCGCGGCUGUUCGGCUCCAUCUUCACCGGGGCCAGCAAAUUCCGCUGUAAGGGCUGUAGCGCUGCUUACGAGACUCUGGUGGAGCUGACGGUUCACAUGAACGACACGGGCCACUACCGGGACGACAACCAGGACAAGGCAGGCAGCGGCGCCAAGCGCUGGUCCAAACCACGCAAGCGGUCCCUUCUGGAGAUGGAGGGCAAGGAAGAUGCCCAGAAAGUCUUGAAGUGCAUGUACUGUGGUCACUCCUUUGAAUCCCUGCAGGACCUCAGCGUCCACAUGAUCAAGACCAAACACUACCAGAAAGUGCCUUUGAAGGAGCCCAUGGCUCCUGUGGCAGCCAAAAUCAUGUCCUCCAAGAAAAGAGGGUUUGUAGGUCUAGACCUCACUUCUGCACACCGAUCCAGAGAGGGGACCCCCAAGUCAAAGGCCGACCCAAGUGAACCCCCACAGAAAGCCUCCUCCGGCCCCCACAGCACUUCUAAUCACCGCUAUGGUCACCAAAAUGGUGCUAGCUAUACGUGGCAAUUUGAGUCGAAUAAAUUGCAAAUCCUGAAGUGUAUAGAGUGUGGCAACUCUUACAACACCCUGCAGGAGCUGAGGACCCACAUGAUGGUGACGGGACACUUCCUGCGGGUGAACAGCUCUGUAGUCAAGAGAAUCAAAACAUUCCCAGAGGCCACCUCCCCCAACCCCGUCAGGGUCACCACCCCUCCAGAACAGAAGGUCCAAUCUGUGCCACUCGCCCCUUCUACCUUCUCCUCCCAACCUCUUCAAACCAACUCAACCUCCCCGGCCCCCUCCCUUCCUCUUCAAAAGAUCAAAAAAGAGGAGGUUGAGGAGGAGUGCACCAGACAAGAGGCUGCUGAAACAGAAAAGCUAGUCCCAGUUUGUGUGAGUAAGGAGGAGGAGGAGGCUGAGAGGGAGGAGAAAUAUGACAUUUCAAAAUACAGCUAUCUCACAGAGGAUGACCUGAAAGAGAGCCCCAAGGGGGGGUUAGAUAUUCUCAAAUCACUUGAAAACACUGUGACAUCAGCUAUCAACAAGGCGCAGAGUGGGAACCCAAGCUGGGGGGGCUAUCCGAGUAUCCAUGCAGCCUACCAGUUCCCCAACGCCCUCAAGGCCCAACAAGGCAGCAUGGAGAAGAAUUCCCACGUGAAAUUCUUGCUCAACGGAGGGGAAGGAGUGUUGUCCUCCUACGCUAAGAACCAGCCCCUCGUCUCCCCGUUGCUGAGUCAGCCCUCCUCUUUUUCCACCAACAACUUCCAGGCUAUGGAGGAUUUGGUGAGAAAAGUAACGGAGAAGGUAGCAAAAAUAGAACAGAGGGUUAAGCAGCUUUCUCCAAAGAGGGAGAACCAGCUGUCUCCGUGCAGCAGCGAGGCCGGAGAGGUUGACUCUCCUCUGGAAUGGAGGGAAGUCACGCCAGCCAAUAGUGACAGGGGAAGCCAUAGCAACAGGGCAUCUCCAGCAACAGAACCCAGGAGGGAUCCAGCAGCCAGCUCGCCUCUGGCUUCCACACUAAGAGGCAGCACCGCCAUCAUCACCGCUCACGCUGCUCCUGAGCAGCCCUUCGUCAACCCGCUAAGUGCUCUUCAGUCAGUAAUGAACAUACACUUGGGAAAAGCAGCCAAGCCCUCUUUGCCAAACCAAGAUCCCCUGAGUCUGCUUUCCAGGCUCAGCCAGAGCAUGACGGAGAAGGCUGCUGUGGCCACUCCCCCAUCACAGACCAAAAAGCCAGAAGGCGUGGUUCACAACAGUCUGUGUCAGCCCAGCGACGACCAGCCAAUGGACCUCACGAAGAGCAAGAACGAUAAAGGAAGCUCCGUAGCCUCGGCCCCCCUGACGCCCUCAUCCACAGCCUCAUCUAUCUCCCCCAUCUCGCUCGUUACCCCCGCAAAGCUAACAGUAGUGUCCCCCUACACGUCCAGCAGCCCCCUCCAUGAAAAUGCCCUGUCAGAUAUCUCGGACAUGCUCAGAAACCUGACCCAGUCCCACCCUAUAGCCAAGCCUCCCUCACGGCCCCGGGCAGCGGACAAAACUGAAGUGGUGGGCUCCACGCGCGAAGAGGACGACCCGUCCCUGCACGGCCACAAACGCAAGGGCCGCCACUCCAACUGGAACCCGCAGCACCUCCUUCUCCUGCAGGCACAGUUUGCCUCCAGCUUGAGGCAGACGUCAGAAGGAAAGUAUAUCAUCAACGACCUCAGCCCGCAAGAAAGGAUGCACAUAUCUCGCUUCACUAGUCUCUCCAUGACCACCAUCAGCCACUGGCUGGCCAAUGUCAAGUACCAGCUAAGAAGAACAGGCAGAACAAAGUUCCUGAAGAACCUGGACUCCGGUCAGCCGACAUUCUUCUGCAGUGACUGUGCCUCACAGAUCCGGACCCCGGCGGCUUACGUGUGCCACUUGGAAGCCCACCUGGGGUUCAGAAUCAAGGACCUGGCCAAGCUGUCCCCCAAACAGACUUUCAAAGACUCCACUGCCCUGAGUGAGAAAGUCCUUCCCCUGGAGUCCCUACUGUCCCCCCAAACAGAGGAGGACUGCAACGGAUCCGUGUACCGCUGCCAGCUCUGCGUCCGCAAGUUCGCCACCAAGCACGCCAUCAAACUUCACCUCAGCAAGAGCCACGGCAAGUCUCCGGAGGACCAUCUGCUGUACGUGUGUGAAUUAGAAAAACAUUAAGCUCUUCUAGGCAGUCGACAUUCAUGAAGACGUCCCUGAUAGGACCGUUCAAAAGAGUCUUUGAAUGCAGCCAAACGCACAAAGACGCCACGAACUACUGUUACAACAUGUCAGCACAAGCUGUUUACGUCUGUUCGGCCUGAAAGCAUUUCUGAUUUGUGUAUUCCAAAAUGUUUCUUUCACUCCAGAGUAUACUGUGUGUCAGCGAGGCUCCGCUGUUGAGAAAUGGGAGGCGACAGAUGUGAAUCUUUUGACUCGAAGGUCAGCGUCAACUUGAAAUGUAUUAACUUUAUUGUAUUUAUUUUGUACUUUUGUGCGUUUGUUUUCAGUUGCUGGUAGUCUGCAUGUGUUACAUUUCUACAGUCCUGUUGGGAUUUUAAAAUGCCCUUUCAAACUUGCCCUUUUUAGUAGCCAAAUUCAUGGAAACGUUCCUUUGAAAGAAGAACCUGCAGAAUUUCGUCUCUUUGUUUUGAUGGUUUUACUCUGUACAGCCUUUACGUUUCCUCGCUGAUUGUAAAAAAAAAAAUCUGCCUUAUUCGUUAUCAUUGAGUAAGGGGCACUUAAAAUCCAGGUCUGUGUAAAAAUGUAUAUAUAUAUAUAUUGUGUAAGCUUACAAUUUGCUGUCUAAAUUAUGCAUACUUGUUAUAUUUCCUAAUUUAAGAGGACUAUGACUAUCCACUGGUGCAGAGACUUUGAAGAAGAUAAAAAGGACACUGUUUUGCACAAUAGUUUUAUAAAAAGUUAUUUGAUAAGUAAAAAAAAACACACAUCCAAAUAUGUUAAUGCCUCGUGCUUCUAUGAUUAAAUUGAAUUAAUUC
Messenger RNA from Oryzias latipes (Japanese medaka), 4781 nucleotides. It is a transcript of the gene tshz3a, whose product is annotated as teashirt zinc finger homeobox 3a. Gene Ontology annotation, biological process: regulation of transcription by RNA polymerase II. NCBI's taxonomy places the organism in Eukaryota, Metazoa, Chordata, Actinopteri, Beloniformes, Adrianichthyidae. Gene Ontology annotation, molecular function: DNA-binding transcription factor activity, RNA polymerase II-specific; DNA binding. Gene Ontology annotation, cellular component: nucleus. The record is from RefSeq and is a predicted model, not a curated record.